Trichoderma reesei QM6a is the source of this 1581-nucleotide messenger RNA. RefSeq lists its product as uncharacterized. The transcript has 2 exons. Gene Ontology annotation, molecular function: protein binding. Lineage: Eukaryota; Fungi; Ascomycota; Sordariomycetes; Hypocreales; Hypocreaceae. Bases 1 to 1581 code for a protein of 526 amino acids. The record is from RefSeq and is a predicted model, not a curated record.
AUGUCGUUGCCCAGCCUGCCUGCAGAAGUCAGGCACAUGAUACUCGAAGCUCUGGUCAAAGAUGGCCGUGAGCUGGCGAGCUUUGCUGUAGUGUGUCGAGAGUGGCAGGCAGUCAUCGAACGACAGACGUUCAAACGGAUCAGAGUCACUCCGUCACGCAUUGCCCAGCUAAAUGACAUGACCCGGCGCAACCGAUCGCAUGUGCGGUACCUGUGGCUCUGCGCGGAAUUGGAACGCUAUGGUUGCGACAGCUGUUCACCCACUGGUGAAAACAAUGACGCUCCAAUGUUCAACAGCGCCGCAGACGAUCUCCUCAUCAAGACGGCCGUCCAGUCUCUUUUCUCCGUCCUUAGCACCUGGGAUUCAAGCAGCUCUUUGACACUCGAUAUCAGUGUCUAUUCGACCAGUGAUCGAGAGCACUGGUUCAAUUAUCUGACCUUUGAACCAGACGACGGUGAAGAUGAUGCUCCAUCGAAGCGAGGCUAUUCUCAUGUUUCACGGCCCAACCAGACGGUCCCUUGCGAGAAUGGGGAUGAACGGCACCGUUGGGAAAUCACUAAUGAGAGCCUUUUCAAGGCUCAGGCUGCAGUCCAAACCGUCUUCACCCGAAUCUUGGACGAAGAGCCAGACGAUUCCGACGAUGAGGAGAUGGAUGGCCUUGACUGGUGGAGAGAGUUACCACUGGUGCCGGCCAUCACGCGUCUGCUCCUGCGUCAAGAAACCCGCCGGCGCUGGGCGCCCGAAGAUCUGGCUGAGCUGCUCGCCCGCUUUCCAAGAUUGUGUGAGCUGCACUUUGAACCAUGGAGGGAGUGGGAUGACAUGCUCCAGACUUACAGAGAUGAAGGAUACAUGACGCUCCUCGAGUCUCCUAGCAUUCGAAGGCUGAAUAGACUCAGCCUGUUCGAGAAUUUCAACCAGCACUACCCGGAUGCUUACUGGCGACUGGACUGCUCACUCAUUCGUCCCCCAAACCCUGACCUUGGUCGAAUCCUCUCUGAAGUUGGUGGCAAUCUUGAAUCUCUCUCAGCAUCCUUCAUGGUGGACGCAGAUGACUUCUUUGCCUUGGACGAGGGUCACCCUCGGAAAAGGUGGCCCAAUUUGAGACGUCUGAUCCUAACUUCACAGCUGUUGGCGCCUGAUGAAGAUGAGAUGCGACUUACGGACAUGCUUCGAGCAGCAGCAAGAGCGGCUGCUCAUAUGCCAAAGCUUGAGACGUUGCAGAUAUGGACUGGGCGAAAGGGCCUUGCCGCGCUCUUCAAGUAUGAGGCUGCUACAGAACAAGGCCAGGCUUCUACCAUUACCUGGAAGGGUACCUGGGUGUCUCUUUUACAUGAUUCCGUCAUUCAAGCUUGGCAAUCUGUGGCGGCUGAGCGCUCACAACUUGGACUGAGAGUGGUUUAUGAAAGUAUUGGCGUUGACGAGGUUCGAUCUCAUGGCGAUGCGAUGCUUCUCCUGGAGCUUCCAGAGGUGGUCAUAAGACGCGUUUCGCUACGGCAAAUUUUGAAUGAACAGAUGCAUCUACCACUCAAGGUUCGUUCAUCCCAUGAGCCGAGCUGGUUUCUGUGUACUCACCAUGUAUAG